CAAUGACAUCUAACCUGACAUCCCCCCUGUUUCUUCUGGACUGUGACUCUUUCAAUUAUCACGACCUAGAUGUGGUUAUCCCAUGUCUGUACUUUGCAAUGUUCCCGCUUGCCUUGAUGUUGAAUGGGGUUGCGUCCUGGGUCUCCCUGCACCUGAGCUCAACCUCCACCUUCAUGGUGUAUCUGAAGAACCUUUUGGCCGCUGACCUUCUCAUGACCCUGACCAUGCCUAUAGUGGCGGCCAGUAAACUUCCUACGUCAUCUGUGGGGUUACGACUGUUCUCCUGUCGCUACUCAGGUGUCAUCUUCUACACAUGCAUGUACACAAGCAUCACUCUACUGGGCCUCAUCAGUCUGGACCGCUUCUUCAAGAUCGUCAGGCCCUGUGGCAGGUUGUUGGGUCAGAACCUGGUCUUCAGUAAGGUACUGUCUGUCUCUGUGUGGGUGACGCUGUUUGGAGCCACUGCUCUCCCUACCAUUAUCCUGACCAAUCAGGGUGCCAGCAACAAGACGGAUGCCUCCUGUAUGUCCAUGAAGAGCCCAGCCGGGGUCAGACUUCACACAGUGGUGGUUGUCUUCAUGGAUGUCUUGUUCUGGGCCGUAAGCAUACUGGUUGUAGUUUGCUACAUGUGCAUCACCAACAAGGUCCUCCAGUCCUUCAGAAAUUCCGGCAGCGAAAACAGUCAGGGCAAGCAAAAGACAAAGGUCCGUGUCUUCCUGGUUCUGGUCGUGUUCUCUGUGUGCUUCAUUCCAUUCCACAUCAUGCGGAUCCCACGGACCAUUCAGCAGACCAACAAUGUCAACGGCUGUUCUCAAGUCUCCAUCAACAUCGCUCAAAAGGUGACCCUGUGGCUGUCCACCGUCAACAUCUGCCUAGACCCACUCCUCUACUUCUUCCUGUGCAGGGAGUUCAAAGAGAAACUUAUGGGGAUGCUGAACAGAAAAGGGACACCUUCACAAAUAACAUCAGGCACCACAUAGAACCGCUCAACAUAGACAGGGAGGAGUAUCAUCCAAUUAGACAUUUCUCUAAUUGAGACAAAACACAUUGUAGGCUAAAUAGGGGAUUUUCCUGAGGAAAACUAAAUAAGUUUGUCUUAGAUUGGUUUUGUUUUGUUCUAUAAUUGUUAAAAUGUUUCUACCCAUAAUUGUUGGAGAGCAAGUUGGAUUACUGUGAUAUGUGGUUGUCUCACCUAGCUAACUUAAGAUGGAUGCACUAACUGUAAGUCACUGGAUAAGAGUGUCUGAUUAAUGACUAAAAUCUAAAUGUAAAAUGAAUUAGGUCACACAAGCUGUUAUUUCACUGUUACUUUAGCUUGUUAUCACAGAGCAUGUAAAACCACCCAUUGGGUAUA
Messenger RNA from Oncorhynchus masou masou (cherry salmon), 1354 nucleotides. Its product is annotated as P2Y purinoceptor 13-like. Gene Ontology annotation, biological process: G protein-coupled receptor signaling pathway; negative regulation of adenylate cyclase activity. Gene Ontology annotation, cellular component: membrane. Bases 3 to 980 code for a protein of 325 amino acids. The transcript has a single exon. NCBI's taxonomy places the organism in Eukaryota, Metazoa, Chordata, Actinopteri, Salmoniformes, Salmonidae. The record is from RefSeq and is a predicted model, not a curated record. Gene Ontology annotation, molecular function: G protein-coupled purinergic nucleotide receptor activity.